AUGAGUGCUCAAAAUUUGGAAGGAACUAUAAAUGAAAUAACGAUAUUAAGAAAGCUUGAUCAUCCAAACAUAAUCAAACUCUAUAGAGUUUAUGAGAAUGAUUCGCAAGUGAGCUUGGUUUUAGACUAUUUAGAAGGUGGAGAUUUAUUUUCCAGAAUCAUGGAGAAAAGCAAGCUUAACGAAAGCAGCGUUGCUAAACUUACUCAAAAUCUUUUAAAUACUCUUGAAUAUUUGAAUACAUAUAACAUUGCACACAGAGACAUAAAACUAGAAAAUAUUAUGAUGGUCUCAAAAAAUGAUGAUUCUAAUUUCAAAUUAGUCGAUUUUGGGCUUGCUCAUGAAGUAAAUGAAAGCAUGACGCAAAGGUGCGGGUCACCAGGAUAUGUAGCACCAGAAAUUUUAAGAGGGUUUAAAUAUGGUUUAUAAAGCUAUCAAAUCGUAGUAAGGAAAAAUGUUCUUUCGAGUUAAAAAUUUGAUAGAUCGAUUCAAAUCGAUUAGCCAUUCUAUAUUUAGGGGCUACUAUUUCAACCGAUCUGCGAAUUGAGGAGUGGUAUCUCAAAUAAAAUUGGCUUAGCUACCUAUCCAUUUGUGUAGCAGAAUAGUUGUGCACUGCGAAUUAAAUAGACAUAUAGACAAUAUGGAGCAAAGGUUGACACUUUUAGUGUAGGCUGUGUGGUCUAUAUUUUAUUAUCCGGAAAAAUGCCGUUUUUCGGGAGAGACACAAAAGAAGUAGUUAGAAAAAACAGAGAAGGAAUUAUAUGUUUCCGUGACAGAGUAUGGGAACAUGUAUCAGCGGAAGCCAUAAAUUUUAUAGUUAAACUUAUGGAGCCUAAACCUGAGGAGAGAGUAGAUGUGCAUAGUGCACUUUUACAUCCAUGGUUCCGGUAUCAAUUGAGAAGAAAUUCAAAUGAGGAUUAUAUGGACUGGGAUGAAGAUUUUGAUAUAUCUACAUCUAGAGGUUCAAGCCUUAAAUAA
Molecule: messenger RNA, 975 nt
Organism: Blepharisma stoltei
Lineage: Eukaryota; Ciliophora; Heterotrichea; Heterotrichida; Blepharismidae
Source: the annotation of a GenBank genome assembly